AUGUCAGCAGUCAUCUUCAUCAAAUCAACCAACUCAGAACUCAAACCAACAAUCAAUCUUGUUUGUGCAAAAACCAAGGUUGCACCUCUCAAGAAGAUCACCAUUCCAAGGCUGGAACUUACUGCAGCGCAAUUACUAACUCGACUGAUGGUUUACACUCAACGGACGCUGGACUUAUCUCAUGCAUCAGUUUACAUGUGGACAGACUCACAGGUGACUUUAAAUUGGAUCCAAAGUUACCCAUCACGUUGGAAGGACUACGUACGACAUAGAGUAUCAUUCAUCCAAGAACAACUACCUUAUGCUCAUUGGCGGUUCAUCAAAGGGAAAGAAAAUCCAGCAGAUUGCGCAUCUCGGGGAUUGUCAAUCACACAACUCAAAACUCACAAUCACUGGUGA
Leptopilina heterotoma is the source of this 399-nucleotide messenger RNA. RefSeq lists its product as uncharacterized. Lineage: Eukaryota; Metazoa; Arthropoda; Insecta; Hymenoptera; Figitidae. The transcript has a single exon. The record is from RefSeq and is a predicted model, not a curated record. The coding region runs from base 1 to 399 and encodes 132 amino acids.